CAGAGUCUGGCAGGAGCAGCAUGUUUCAGCCCAGAUAUGACCCAGUGUUCCUGACCCACCCCGUCAAUCUCUCUCAUCCUGCUUUCUAUACUGUCACACCAAACGUUUUAAAGCUGAGGAGUUUAGGAUUUAGCGUGGCAUCACACACCUGCUUUACGUCUCGGCGGACCAAUAGGAUCCGGGACACGUGAACUGAGAGGAGUCGCCUUCAGUCACAGCAGUGCAGUCGGACACACUUUCUUUCUUCUUAAAAGGAGCUGCCCCCUCUCGACGUGGGAAGCACUGGAUCUAGCAUGGAUUUUCCACUUUUAUGUGACUUUUGAGCAGCAGAGAGGGGCAAAGGAAGAAGAGGAGACGAAGCCUUGGAUAAGUGUUGCGACCACCAAGGAAGAAAGGGUGGAGGUGGGAGGAGGCAGGUGGGGAGGGUGAUGGGAAACGUCAACAAGACUUCUAACAAGGACAGUAACAGGAAAAAGGGGGCUUCGUCCGUACAGCAAAGCGACACAGCGUUAGCCACGGCCAUGCUAGGGUCCCUGGGUGGUGCUGGGGAGGUGGACACAGAGGAGGAGGAGGAUGAUGAGGAGGAAGGAGGGAGCAGGCGGGAAUUUAAUGACCCGCUGUGCACUCUGGUUAAGAACUGCAACAUGCUGCACAACAUAGUGGGGCCUGCUUGUAUCUUCCUCAGACAGGGCUUCGCUCAAAGCCAACUUGACCGAGACCUACGGCCAGAGGAAAUGGAAGAACUGCGUGAAGCCUUCAGAGAGUUUGACAAAGACAAAGAUGGCUUCAUCAGCUAUAAGGACCUGGGAGAAUGCAUGAGGACUAUGGGAUACAUGCCGACUGAAAUGGAACUCAUUGAGCUCAGCCAGCAGAUCUGUGGGGGCAGAGUGGACUUUGAGGACUUUGUGGAACUGAUGGGCCCCAAAAUGCUUGCUGAGACUGCAGACAUGAUUGGAGUAAAAGAGUUAAGGGAUGCCUUCAGAGAGUUUGACUCGGACGGCGAUGGUCAGAUUAGCCUUGGGGAACUAAGGGAAGCUAUGAAGAAACUGAUGGGAGAACAGCUGAACCACCGUGAGAUUGAUGAGAUCCUGCGAGACGUAGACCUCAAUGGAGACGGACAGGUGGACUUUGAAGAAUUUGUGCGAAUGAUGUCUCGCUGAAUCUCCUUCGAGCCUCGGUUUGCUGCACUGCAACCAACGUGAACCAGACUGCUCACUAAGUCUUCUCAUAUGUACAAAAAUCUUGGUCUCUGUAAUUUUUCACUUGCCUCUCAGGUAGAUCCAUUAGUUUAUUUAUCCAUUGUAAAAAUGUAUUACAGUAUGUGCAUAAUAGCAGAUUGUAGCUGAAUGACUCCAAUGCUUGUUAAAAGAAUAUAAUAAAAUGUGAAAUGUAUUAAAUCAUUUUAUGUAAAUGUAUGACAAUAUGAACAAAUGGCAUUGAAAGUUUAUUUAGACAUAUUAAUAUAUUUUUCUGUUUAUUUUUACAAUUUGCCAGAAGCAGUUGUGUACAUUUUCAGAUGAAUAUUUAACUUAAAUCUCAAGGUAAAUGUAACAUUGAAAUAAACAUGAACAUUUAUUAUUUAAAGAUUAAUAAACAUAACCUAAUUAUU
Messenger RNA from Poecilia reticulata (guppy), 1609 nucleotides. It is a transcript of the gene cabp2a, whose product is annotated as calcium binding protein 2a. Gene Ontology annotation, cellular component: cytoplasm. Gene Ontology annotation, molecular function: calcium ion binding; calcium channel regulator activity. The record is from RefSeq and is a predicted model, not a curated record. Lineage: Eukaryota; Metazoa; Chordata; Actinopteri; Cyprinodontiformes; Poeciliidae.